This is a messenger RNA of Monosiga brevicollis MX1, 5226 nucleotides long. RefSeq lists its product as uncharacterized. Gene Ontology annotation, molecular function: ATP binding; actin filament binding; microfilament motor activity. Gene Ontology annotation, biological process: vesicle transport along actin filament; actin filament organization. The transcript is spliced from 16 exons. Lineage: Eukaryota; Choanoflagellata; Craspedida; Salpingoecidae. Gene Ontology annotation, cellular component: actin cytoskeleton; vesicle; myosin complex. The coding region runs from base 1 to 5226 and encodes 1741 amino acids. The record is from RefSeq and is a predicted model, not a curated record.
AUGCAUCGCCUCACCCCCGGACCCAUCGCUGUUUUCCUGCCGCAGUCUCUCGAGUUGGCCUUCAAACCCGAUGAUGUCGCCAGCCUACCGCCACUUCGCAACCCUGAGGUGUUGGUGGGUGCCGCUGAUUUAACAGAUCUCUCCUACCUUCACGAACCAGCCGUGCUUCAUAAUCUACAUGCGCGCUUUGUCGAGCGCAACAUGAUCUACACCUACUGUGGCAUUGUGCUCGUGGCAAUCAACCCAUAUGCGGAUGUGCCACUGUACUCAACCGAGAUGAUUCAUGCCUACUCGGGCCGAGCCAUGGGCGAGCUUGACCCUCACAUCUUUGCUGUGGCUGAAGAUGCCUUCAGUUGCCUGGCUCGAGAAAACAAGAACCAGAGCAUCAUUGUCAGUGGUGAAUCUGGUGCCGGCAAGACUGUGAGCGCCAAAUUUGCCAUGCGCUACUUUGCCACGGUCGGUGGUGCCCAAGCCGAAACGCAGAUCGAACGCAAGGUCUUGGCUAGCAACCCCGUCAUGGAGAGUAUUGGUAAUGCCAAAACUACCCGCAACGAUAAUUCGAGCCGCUUCGGCAAAUACAUUGAAAUUCUCUUUGAUCAACACAACCAAAUCAUUGGCGCUGAAAUGCGCACCUACCUUUUGGAAAAAUCGCGCGUCGUGUACCAAGCCGAGACGGAGCUCAACUACCACAUUUUCUAUCAACUCUGUGCCGCUGCCAACGAACCUGAGCUGGAGGCGCUUGAACUCACUGAAGCCGACGAGUUCAUCUUUGCCAAUCAAGGCGGGGUUGGACCUCCCGAUGGCGUCGAUUACUUUGCCGACUUUGGCAAGACCAAACAAGCUCUCUCGUUGCUCGGCGUGUCGGAUCAGAUGCAACUGGAGCUUUUUUCUGUGCUGGCUGCCAUCUUGCACAUGGGCAAUAUGGAGGUUCGGCAGCGUUCGCGCCGGCGUGAAGAUGCCGACAUUCCAGAAACUGACACGCAUCUACCAGUGGCGGCGCGUUUGCUGGGCGUGGAUGAGAAGCAGCUGGCCAAGUGGAUCACCAACCGCAAGAUUCAGACCGGUCGGGAGGUGUUUAUCAAAGCCCAGACAGUGGACCAGGCACAAGGUGCCCGUGAUGCCUUGGCCAAGCACAUUUAUGCUCACAUCUUUGAUUGGGUGGUCGCGCGGAUCAAUGAGGUAUCGCACCAGACUCGUCAACGCCGUUGCAUUGGUGUUUUGGACAUUUAUGGGUUUGAAACCUUUAAAGUUAACAGCUUUGAGCAGUUCUGCAUCAAUUGGGCCAACGAGAAGCUGCAACAGCAAUUUAAUCUUCACGUCUUCAAGCUUGAACAAGAUGAAUACGUGCGCGAGGCUAUCACAUGGUCUUUCAUUGAUUUCUACGACAAUCAACCCUGCAUCGAUUUGCUCGAAGACAAGUUUGGCGUUCUAUCGCUUUUGGAUGAGGAGACCAAGCUGCCCAAGGGCAGCGAUCAAAAUUGGGCUUUGAAAAUGUAUGAUCGCUUGACCGAGCGUGAGCACUUUCGCAAGCCACGCAUGGGAAACGAGACUUUCCUUGUCAAGCACUACGCCGACUUGGUCGAAUACACUUGCAAUGGCUUCACAGAGAAGAACAAGGACACCAUUUUUGAGGAGCAUCUGAUCAUGCUUCGUGAAAGCAAGCUGGAGAUGGUGCAGGAGCUCUUUGCCGAGGGCAAGGGUCGCAAGGUCGACAUCAAGAAAAUGACCGUGGGCAGCCAGUUCAAGCUUUCCCUCGACUCGUUGAUGGAAACACUCAAUGCCACGGACCCCCACUACAUUCGCUGCAUCAAGCCGAACGAUGCCAAGCAAGCCUUCGCUUUUGAUACUCCACGCGUGGUGCAGCAGCUUCGAGCCUGCGGUGUUCUGGAGACCAUUCGCAUUUCAGCAGCAGGCUACCCCUCGCGUUGGUCAUAUCCAGACUUUUGUAGCCGCUAUGCACUGCUGCAGUCUGGCCCACCCGUCUCCACAGAACCACGCGAGCAGUGCAAGUCCAUUCUUGAGCCCUUGAUCGAGGAUACGGACAAGUAUCAGUUUGGCAAAACAAAGCUGUUUUUCCGUGCAGGACAGGUGGCUUACCUCGAGAAGCUGCGCUCGGAGAAGAUGCGACGUGCCAUGAUUCUGAUCCAGAGCACCAUUCGAGGCUUUUUGCAACGGCGACGAUACCAGCGCGUGCGCACGGCGGCCGUUGCGCUGCAAGCCUUUGGGCGUGGUCUGCUGGCUCGGGCUGUGGCUUUGCGGCUUCGCCAGACUGCAGCCGCUAUUACUUUGCAGCGCCAUCUUCGCGGGUGGUCGGCGCGUCAAACCUAUGCAAAAACACGGCGUGCCAUCAUUACUCUGCAGUGCUUUGCGCGGGGUCUGGCAAGUCGUCGCAUGCUCAACGAGCGUCGUCGCGACGUGAGCGCCAUUCGUAUUCAAAGCUGCUUUCGGAUGUGGUUGUGCCGCAAGGAUUUUCUCCGUCAGCGCCGAGCUGCCGUGACCCUGCAAUGUGGCUGGCGUAGUCGAACGGCGCGACGUGAAUUCUCACGUCUGCGGACCGAGGCGCGAAGCGUGGCCGGCAUCAAGGCCAAGAAUACUGGCCUGGAGAAGAAAAUUAUUGAGCUGCAGCAAACCAUGGACCGUCGCAUCAAAGAAGUUACCGACGAGCAGGUGCGUGGCCUUGACAGGGGCCAAUUGUCCCAGCUGGGCGACGUGAUUGCCAAGCUACGCGCGCAGCUUGAGACAGCCGAGGCACAGGCCUCUGAAGGCAACAAGACAUCACAGGCCGAUAUGCAACGCCUUCAGCAGCAAAACGCGGAUUUGGAAUCGGCACUUGCAGAUGCUCGUGACGCACUGGACAGGUCCAAUAACGACACUCUGCAAAACACCUCAAACUUGGAGGCACAAAUUCAAACGCUCACACAAGAGUUGGAGGCAAGCGCCGGCAAUGUUGCAGCGCAAGCCACCGAGCUGGAUGAGCUGCGGCGAGAAGCGGCUGGCUUGCGCGCCGAGCUGCAGGAAGAACGCGCAGCACAUCAGCACAAAAUUAAGGUGAGUGCAUUCAAUGUGCAGAAAAAGGUAAAGGUUCAAAUCAGCUGGCAUGCCAAGUUCACUUUUUGCGCUACGCUGCAGACAUGCAUGGAGCUCGAGGAGCGCCUCGCUCAGAGUGAGGAACAGCUCAAGGCUGCAGAGGACCAGCUGUUGUCCACGGCCCGCGUGCAGCAUGCUGGCUCGGACCUGGCUUUGGCCGGGAGUGAUGAUGAUGCCAAACCUGGAGAUCAGGGUGAAUACAUUGAGGUUGCGCCGGAUGCCUCCGAGGCAACUGGGGAGGCAGCUACUGAAGCCGAGUUGCGUGCUCAGGUGGCCCAGCUUCAAGCGGCCUUGGAAGCAAACACAGGGUCUGCCAAGCCGUCAACUGGCGAUUCAGCGGAGACUGAACAACUUCGCACAGCCCAUGCUGAGCUUUUGCAAAAAACGGAGAGCUUGGAAAAGCAGCUUGUGGAUUGGCAGGCGCAGGUUGCAGCCGCGCAGGCGCAGGUGGAUCAGCUCAAGCGCGAGAAUAAAGAGCUGCUUGUUUCGGCCGUGCCUUCUUCCAGUGCGGCACUCACCGAGGAGAACAGUGCGCAGGCUGCGGACAAGGGAGAAAACAUGCUAGAUCUGGCCAAGGCAAAAACCAAGCUGCAGGAGAGCAAUCACCAAUUGCAAGAGGAAUUAGACGCCGCUCGGCGCCAGCUGCAGGACAUGCAGGAUGAGGCAGCCUCCCUGAAGCAGAGCCUUGAGGAUAUUCAUGCUGAGAAGCAAGCCAUUCUUGAUCACAAGAACAAAUUGGAACAGGCGUUGUCCAAGAAGUUGAGCUCGUCCACCUCCGGCCCUGCGGUUGAUGGUAACUUGCUGCAAGAGGAGGUCAGGGUGCUCAUUGACGAGAACCUUGCAAUGCGCGAGCAAGUUGAGACGCUUGAGGCACGCCUUCGUGCCGUAGAAAGCGGGGCUCCUGGUACAACACGACCAACCAACGCAUCCAGCACGGUGUCAUCUGGGCCAGCACAUGGCGGUGGUGGUGCACAGGCAGCCGCGGGCAGUGCCGAUGGCGUCAAGACUCCACCGCCGGCUCCCACUCAUUUGGGCAUGCUCAAGUUUCAGGAGAAGGAUAUUCAACGCAUUGUGUCGGCUCUGGUGCUGCGCAUGCGCCCUGAAACUGCCAAAGCAGCACCGCAGGCCCACCUGCCCGCCCACCUGCUGUUUAUGUGCGUCCUGUUUGCCGACUAUCAGGUGAACGCACCCAUGCUGCAGGGUCUGUUGACCAAGACGAUGCGGGGUCUCAAGCAGGUGGUCACUCAAAAUUCUACCGACUUGCAAAUGCUCUCGUUUUGGCUGGCCAACGGCUAUCGUUUGCUGACCAACAUGAAGCAGUUUAGCGGGGACCCUCAGUUCCAGACGCGCGAUGAUCCGUCGUCCAUGAGUCUGAAGAACUUUGAUCUGAUGGAGUAUCGUCGCGUGCUGUCCGACUUACUUGUGCAGAUCUACCACACGGUGCUCAAGCAUGCGGAGCUCAAGUUGCAGCCCUUAACUGUGCCUGGUAUGCUCGAGUUUGACUCGCUGCCAGGGGCGGGUGGGGCUGUGGCUUCGAAGCGCAGUGGCCCCGCGGUCACCAUUGGCGAUAUAUUUGCGCAGUUGACGGCGGUAUAUGACGCUUUGACGGCACAAAAGGUCGAGCCACGGCUCGUGCAGAGCGUGUUUCGUCAACUGUACUAUGGCAUGAAUGCAACCAUGGUCAACACGUUGCUACUGCGUAAAGAUCUAGCCCGUUUGACCAAGGGGAUGCAAGUUCGGUACAAUAUCACCAAGAUUGAGGAGUGGGCCCGGGAGCAUCGCAUGGAGUCAAUUUGCAGUGUUCUGGCCGAGUCCGUGCAGCUGACGCAGCUGUUGCAAUGCAAGAAGACGGCGCCCGAGGACGCGCAAACAAUUUUCGAAACAUGCACCGAUUUGAACCCGCUUCAGAUUCAAAAGAUCCUGCAAAUGUACUCACCGGAGGAGUUUGAGGAACGAGUGCCUGCAAGCCUACUGCGGGCUGUGAGCGAUCGUCAACUACAAGGCCAGGGCGACGGCAAACUGCUACUGGAUACAAAGCACAUCUACCCGGUGACCUUUCCUUUUUCACCUUGCGCUCCGCGUUUCCCAAUGUUGGAGCUGCCAGCUGAAUACGGUCUGGACUUUUUAGAAAAGAUUUAG